GUAACUUGGGCUACGCAUCGUUUUGUUGUGAGUUAUAUAUCACACAGAAAUAAAGGGAAAACAAGAAGACUGCAUUUAGAAAAGUGAGGUGAAGGAAGCAAAACGCAAACGCAAACGCAAACGCAAAAGCGAUAGCGGCAGUGAUGGAAGGCGAAGAGGGUUCUCAGCAGCCACAGUUGAUACUCGCCGACAAGCUCUUCCUUCUCCGGCAACCCGAUGUGCAGGACAUUGACAAGGUUCGCUACAAAGAGGAUGUUUUCACUCACGUCAAGGAAAACGAUAUGGUCCCUUUGUACGAAACCCUAGUCGCCGAUUCCGUGUUGGACAUGGAUCGUGCCCUUUUGGAUUCCAUGCGAGCUAAAACUGAGGACGAGCUUAACAAGAUCGACGAAAAGAUUGCCGAUGCCGAGGAAAACUUAGGUGAGAGUGAAGUUCGGGAGGCUCACUUGGCAAAAUCCCUGUUUUUCAUCCGAAUUGGGGAUAAGGAGAAAGCCUUGGAGCAUCUCAAGAUAACAGAAACCAAGACAGUCGCAGUUGGCCAGAAGAUGGACCUGGUGUUUUAUACUUUGCAGCUUGGUUUCUUUGACAUGGAUUUUGAUCUCAUUUCCAAAAGCAUUGACAAAGCCAAAAAUUUGUUUGAAGAAGGUGGUGAUUGGGAAAGGAAGAAUAGGCUGAAAGUGUAUGAAGGUCUGUACUGCAUGUCCACUCGAAAUUUCAAGAAGGCUGCCAAGUUGUUUUUGGAUUCUAUUUCAACCUUUACAACCUAUGAACUCUUUCCUUAUGACACCUUCAUAUUUUAUACGGUUUUGACCAGCAUUAUAUCGUUGGAUAGAGUUUCCUUAAAGCAAAAGGUGGUAGAUGCUCCAGAGAUCUUGACGGUGAUCGGCAAAAUCCCAUAUCUUUCAGAGUUUUUGAACUCCUUGUAUGAUUGUCAAUACAAGUCUUUCUUCUCAGCAUUUGCUGGUCUGACGGAGCAGAUUAAGUUGGACCGCUAUCUGCAUCCCCAUUUCCGAUAUUACAUGAGGGAGGUCAGAACUGUUGUGUACUCCCAAUUUUUGGAAUCUUACAAAAGUGUGACAAUUGAAGCCAUGGCCAAAGCUUUUGGAGUGACAGUGGAUUUCAUUGAUCUGGAGCUAUCCCGUUUUAUUGCAGCAGGGAAACUUCAUUGUAAGAUUGAUAAGGUUGCUGGUGUUCUUGAAACUAAUCGCCCUGAUGCCAAGAAUGCCCUUUACCAAGCAACCAUUAAGCAAGGGGACUUCCUAUUGAACCGGAUUCAGAAGUUGUCACGUGUUAUAGAUCUUUAGGCUAUCUCGCAUAUUAGAUCCAAAGUUUAUUGGAAAGGCAGAGAUAAUGACAUUUUUAAAUCUGAAGGACUUCCUGUUGAAUUCAUUUUACUAUGAUGAGGGUGUGAGGCAUGAUAUUUCUGUAGUUCUCAUUUGAUUUUUGUUUUAGUAAUGAACAGUCGAAUUUACCAAAUCUAAAAUUGUCAAAUCAGUUUUCAAUUAUUUUGGUGAUGAAUAUAUUCAAUUGUAUGACUGGCCGUUUCGGCAUGCA
Vigna unguiculata (cowpea) is the source of this 1554-nucleotide messenger RNA. RefSeq names its product 26S proteasome regulatory subunit Rpn7. Gene Ontology annotation, biological process: proteasome-mediated ubiquitin-dependent protein catabolic process. The record is from RefSeq and is a predicted model, not a curated record. NCBI's taxonomy places the organism in Eukaryota, Viridiplantae, Streptophyta, Magnoliopsida, Fabales, Fabaceae.